Messenger RNA from Pelodiscus sinensis (Chinese soft-shelled turtle), 4517 nucleotides. RefSeq lists its product as uncharacterized. Gene Ontology annotation, biological process: negative regulation of apoptotic process; positive regulation of canonical NF-kappaB signal transduction; positive regulation of angiogenesis. The record is from RefSeq and is a predicted model, not a curated record. Gene Ontology annotation, molecular function: transcription coregulator activity. Gene Ontology annotation, cellular component: nucleus. Lineage: Eukaryota; Metazoa; Chordata; Testudines; Trionychidae.
AGCAGUCCUGGAGGCCGGUCCAGAGUUGUAGCGAUCAGCGCCCAGCCGCUUUGGAACCCGCCGGGACCUGAACUCUGCAGGGGAAAAGCUCGGCGAUUGAACCCAGCCAGCGGAGUUCUAGAAGGGGGCGACAAUAGAACCCAGCUAGCGGAGUUCUAGAAGGGGGCGACAAUAGAACCCAGCUAGCGGAGUUCUAGAAGGGGGCGACAAUAGAACCCAGCUAGCGGAGUUCUAGAAGGGGGCGACAAUAGAACCCAGCUAGCGGAGUUCUAGAAGGGGGCGACAAUAGAACCCAGCUAGCGGAGUUCUAGAAGGGGGCGACAAUAGAACCCAGCUAGCGGAGUUCUAGAAGGGGGUGACAAUAGAACCCAGCCAGCGGAGUUCUAGAAGGGGGCGACAAUAGAACCCAGCUAGCAGAGUUCUAGAAGGGUGGCUAUAGAACCCAGUCAGCGGGGUUCUAGAAGGGGUGGUGAUAGAACCCAGCCAGCGGAGUCUAACGGGGGCUGCCCGGUUCAGUCAUGCUGGAUUCGGCGGUGCGACUGGCUCUGGGAGCUGGCCAGUUGGUGGCUCCGGGACCGCAGCUCUCAGAGCACCUGGCCCUGCUACAGGCACAGGUGCUCGCUUCCCUCUGGCCCAUACUGCUGCUGGGAGGUACUGUGGCACUGCUUGUCCUGCUUGGGAUGCUUCGGCACUGGGGCCGGACACGGUCGGGCCCCCAGCUAGGCGCCGUGGGAGAGGAGGAUGGUGCUGGGGCUGCCAGCUGCAAAGCCAGGCGGCUGCCAUCACCGGCCCAGCAAACGCACAACGGGACAGCAGGGCAUGGACGGCAGGAGCAAACGGCAAGGCAGAGCCACAUGGCAAAGGUUCCAGUGAAUGGUCAUCUUCUAACCUGUGUUGGCAUGAGAGAAAAAAAGCUACUGAAGUCCAAGAAAAAGAAGAAGAUCCAGUCCUCAGAAAAGGGAGCAUCAAAAGACCACUUCUUUACUGAAAAAGACAAGUUGCCAGAGGAAGAGGAAGGUGUUUGGCAGACCAAGAUCAGUAGCCGAGAAAAAAGACACCUAAGGAAAGAACGUCUGAAACAAAAAGAAAACCCUAGCAGAGCAUCGCCCGGUACCUUGAUGGUUGAAGCAGUCUGUGAUGGGGAUUGGAAACUGACCAUUGGGCCACACGCUGUGAAUGGGAUGGAGGACAACAGCAGCAGUGGAAAGGGAACUCACUGUGAGUCAGGGGCUAAGACAGAUGAUGGUUCCGCUGUAAGGAACUCAGAAGCCACAAGAGAAGAAUUUGAGCCCACACAGUCUGAAGAGGAUGUUUUUACCAAUGUAGGAACAUGGGAUGUUGCAGAAGCAAAAGCUUAUCCUCUAACCUUUGGGACUUUACCAGAGCUGUCUGUGGAGUUAAGUAAUCUGAAGAGUAAAUCAUCUCAGGAUGGCCCCUCCAAAUAUCACUGGAAUGCCAGCUUAUCCUUCCUCGCAGUGGAUGAUGCAUGGCUUGGCCAGCAUGAUCCCUUAGCAGCUGACCUCAAUUCCGAUUGGAAUGCUCCCACAGAGGAGUGGGGAAACUGGCUGGGAGAGGAGGAUACAUGCACAGGACCAGAGAGAGAGAAGCAAGGUUUAAAAAUGAGAACAGAAGACAUUUCAAGUGAAUUGAUAUUUAUGAAACACAGCAGAAAUGCUAUCUGUCCCUCUUUCAAAAUACUCCAGGACCCUUUUAACAAUUUACCCCAUAAUGAUGUGCCUGUUAAAAAGGAGAGGCGGAAAAGGAAGAAAAUGAGGAAAGAGACUUGAUGGGGCUAUGUAGCUGACAGUGUGAAAACCAAAUAGCACGUGUGCUGAUUAGCUGCAAGAGUUCUGCUUUCUGUGGUGAUGCUCUGAGCCCAAAGCAAAGAGAGGAUCUAGAAGAAUCCCAAUAAAUGGGAGGAGAGGAGAACAGGAACAGUGAGCUGGAGAGGAAGAGGGAGAGUGUGUGUGUGACAGAGAGAGAGAGAAUGAACCAUAUAACAUGUGCUGAAGUUGGUGUUGAAACAGAAUUGCUGUUCAAAACAACCCACUGUCCUUGAUCACUUAAAGAAAACUAUUAAGUAGGUUUUAGCCGAUUUGCAUUAAACCCUUCAGUGUCCUUUUACUUAUCCACUUGUCACAUUGCAUGACAUAGAAUUAGCCAAUCCAUAAAUAUGCAUGAAUGUAAUUAAAUUCUAUAAAGAAUCCACCCUUUAUUCCAGGCUUCAUGUGCACUUUAGAAUGUGAUAUGUAAAGUUGUGAUCAUUGACAGGUUAACAAUGUACAGAAAUUGGGUGGUAUGUGCUACAGCGGUUGUAAAUCAUAAGAAAGCAGUUGUUAGACCUAAAGAAAGAACAUCACCGUUCACUCACAAAUAGCCUCUUGAAUCUUUUUAACUCACUUCCGCUUUUGAAGUUGGAUUUUUACCUAACCCAGUGACAUUUUAAUGUAUUUCAGCUCUCACACAGACCAGCUAGCUCCAAAAGUGAACAUUUCUAGAAGAGAUUUUAAUUUAUUUAGAAAAGUUGUGUAACUUUUCCAGGGUUUGUGGUGAGCUAGAGUUUACUAGUCUGUAUGUUCAAAGCAUGAUCCUUUUGCUACAACUUUACUUUAGCCUGAGAGAACCUGCUGAGGACUUUUUUCCAACCUGCAGUUUGGUAGUUUUUAUCAUUUUAUUACUUAACUUCUAAUAUUAAAGAAAAGUAUCUAGAUGAAAGUAAAAAAAAUGUUUUUUAUGGUGAAUGGCCUAUACUUCACAUCUUCAAACAUCUGUUUAAAACAGAAAAUAUCCAAUAAUGAAAUGUUCUAUCUUAAAUGCCAAGAGGCUGAGAAAGGUGUGAGAUUGAUACCACUGAAGCUCUUUAUCCACACAUAACUAUAAAUGCUUCCCUGUACUGCACAGAUAAUGUGCCUCAACUCUGAUCCAUUUUGGGAAGGCCACCUCAAGGGGUAAGAUGUUAGUUAUUCAGUGUCUGUAUCCAUCCAGCUCUGUGCCUCUGAUGAAACUGCUAAAAAGGGUUCCAGUUACUGUUGGAUGUAAAACGGACAUUUGUUCCUAGACCAAAAUCCUAAAACUUCUUUCACAUAGGCCCGCCAUCAGAUGUUAGUAAUGUGGAAUCAUGACCAGCAACUGGAACCACUGAACUAGAGGUAAAAACUUCCAUUCAUCAGUAACCAGAACCAUACAACAAAUAGUCUGGUAGCACUUUAAAGACUAACAAAAUAUGUAGAUGGUAUCUUGAGCUUUUGUGGGCACAGCCCACUUUUUCAUUAUACCAUCUACAUGUUUUGUUAGACUUUGAAGUGCUACCGGACUAUUUGUUUUUUAAGUCUAUCCUGUACAGGCUAACUCAGCUACCCCGUGAAGCUUCAGAACCAAACAGUCCCUGUUGCCAAUGUAUUUGUAUAAGUGUAAUUUUAUCUAAAACUCUGAAAGCAUACAUGUUGGCUUUCACUCAUGCUGUUGGAUUUAAAGCAUUAGUAUCCCUUAUAGAAACUUCUUCACAGAAAUACUGUAUUAAUAUAUGUAAAAGAGCAAUUAUCCUGUGGUCUUAAGCACCUUUGACAUAAAUUAAAGAUGCAGUUAAUCAAAGUAAUACAAGCAGCUAACUUAGUACCAUAAAAUGUCCCUCCCUCCACAGAUAAUUGCCCCAUCUAGCCCCUUCCUGACAUAGAACCAGAGAUAAUAACUGAGACUAGCAAUAUGACCUGAAGUGAACAAAACAGGGUUAGUUCAGUUAGUUCUCUGGGCAUUUUCCCCUAUCACAUGGGAUAUUUUUAAGUAAGAACAUUCAAUAAUAAGCUUUAGAAUUUGCAUAUCUUGUAUGCUUACAUAUCAGUUGGGGAAAACAUUUGCAAUUUAUGAACGAGACUAAUAAAGCAAACAAUGUCUUCCCUGAAAAGCAGCUUGGUAAUACCAUUAUGAAUAAAAUUAAUAAAAUACUUGGCCUUAUUUGGAAAACAAUACUGUGUGCGGAAUGUGAUUGACGUUAAGCUACUAAAUAAAAGAUCUGAUUUUCACCGUGCAGCUCUCAUAUGUAUCUUUGUGAAUUCUUUUACACUCUCAGUCUUUAAGGGCUAAACAUAAGAGCAUAAAUUUAGGAUUUAGCAAGCAGAUUAAUAACAUAUGUAAAUAAGAGGUGAAAUUCUAGCCCCAUUGAAAUCAAUGGCAAAGUUCCCAUUCAUUCCACCGUGGCCAGGAUUUUACCGGAAAUUUUCAUUGAGCAACAGAAGAUAAUUCCAUUGAUGAAUCAUAGAACACUAGCACUGGAAGUGACCUCGAGAGGUCAUCGAGUACAGUCCCUUGCCUUCAAGGCAGGACCAAGCUGUGUCCUUGGCCCUUGUAAUAAAAAAGGAAAAUAUCCUAAUCAAAGAUGUAAGAAGGUAAGAAGGUUGGUACACCCAGAAUUUCACCUACUUUUUUCUGUGUCUGUUUACAAAUUUUGCAAUGUUUAUGUAAUGCUGUUUUAUUUCCAAAGUGAAAUGUUUUAUUUUUUUCUAAUAAAAAAUUUAAAAUCA